CAGCGAGGCAGCAGUGAAUGACAUCAGGUAUCGGAUAAACCUCGCUUCCGGGCAAGCUCCCAGUGCCUGGUGUCCCGCAGUCUGUCGCCGUUGCGGUCCAGAGACGCGGCAGCUCACUGCCUGUUGUUACUGGCGGAUUGGAGAGCUUCACCUGCGUUUGGGCAAAUACCAAAGCUGCAUCUCGACUUCAUCACGCCCAGCCUUUGCGACCGCGACACCUUCUCACAGAUACAGAUUCCUCACUGAUCAUGGCGGACCGUUACUCUUUCUCUCUGACCACUUUCUCCCCUAGUGGAAAGCUGGUACAGAUUGAAUAUGCGCUCAAUGCUGUCAACCAAGGCAUCACUGCCCUCGGCAUCAAGGCUACCAACGGCAUCGUCCUUGCGACUGAGAAGAAGUCGUCUUCGCCCCUCGCAGAUCAGAGCUCUCUUUCGAAAAUCAGCAACAUAACGCCCGACAUCGGCAUGGUGUAUUCUGGCAUGGGUCCCGACUACCGAGUAUUAGUCGACAAGGCACGCAAGGUGUCUCACACGGGCUACAAGCGAAUCUACAACGAAUACCCCCCGACUCGUAUAUUGGUGCAGGAUGUCGCUCGCGUCAUGCAGGAGGCUACCCAGUCUGCCGGUGUCCGCCCUUACGGUGUCAGCUUGCUCGUUGCCGGGUGGGACGAGGGCAUCGAGCCUGACGUAGAGGCAGAGGUUGAAGACAAGAUGGAUACCGAAGGCGAGAAGAAGAAGACCACAAAGACGGGUGGGAUUCACAAGGGCGGGCCUAUGCUGUACCAAGUAGACCCAUCUGGCAGCUACUAUCCGUGGAAGGCGACCGCCAUCGGGAAGAGCGCGACCAAGGCCAAGACUUUCUUGGAGAAGCGGUACUCAGAGGAGCUCGAGCUGGAGGACGCCAUUCACAUCGCCUUGUUGACGCUCAAAGACAACAUUGAGGGCGAGAUGAACGGAGACUCGAUUGAGAUCGGCAUUGUCGGCGCACCUGCGGAUCAUCUGCUUGGAGUGGCUGGAGUAGAAGGAGCCCAGGGCCCGCGGUUCCGAAAGCUAACACCUCAGGAAAUUGAGGAUUACUUGACGAGUCUAUGAUACGUUUGACGACACAGCGCAUUGGGAAAUACAUGGCAAUGUAAAAUAGAAAGAGUUGCAGUAGCUCAACAGAGCGUGCGUUGCAAUCACUCUACGGAUCAAUCGUCCCCUCUUCAGUUAGGAGAAAUGAUGAUCGAGCGCCAGCAAAAACGCCAACUACACGCUCAUUCUCACGAAGAGGAAUAUCCAGCUUUGUCCAUGACGAAACAUGGUCUGUGGCAGCUUGUCCCAAACCGAGUUGGCCAUUACGGUUGCCGCCCAAAACGAACACCUCGCCUUCGGUC
Messenger RNA from Emericellopsis atlantica, 1375 nucleotides. RefSeq names its product nucleophile aminohydrolase. The coding region runs from base 249 to 1091 and encodes 280 amino acids. Lineage: Eukaryota; Fungi; Ascomycota; Sordariomycetes; Hypocreales; Bionectriaceae. Gene Ontology annotation, biological process: ubiquitin-dependent protein catabolic process. The record is from RefSeq and is a predicted model, not a curated record. The transcript is spliced from 5 exons. Gene Ontology annotation, cellular component: proteasome core complex, alpha-subunit complex; proteasome core complex.